This is a messenger RNA of Plasmodium gallinaceum, 1143 nucleotides long. It is a transcript of the gene ATX3, whose product is annotated as ataxin-3, putative. Bases 1 to 1143 code for a protein of 380 amino acids. Gene Ontology annotation, biological process: protein deubiquitination. The transcript has 6 exons. Gene Ontology annotation, molecular function: cysteine-type deubiquitinase activity. Gene Ontology annotation, cellular component: nucleus. Lineage: Eukaryota; Apicomplexa; Aconoidasida; Haemosporida; Plasmodiidae. The record is from RefSeq and is a predicted model, not a curated record.
AUGAGCAAAAAAUAUGUUUAUUGGGAAAAACAAGGUAAUGACCGUAUGUGCGGCCUUCAUUGCAUAAAUAGUAUUCUUCAAGGCCCAUAUUAUAGUGAAGAUACAUUAGCAGAAAUAGGAAGAGAACUCGAUGAUAAAGAAAAAGAAUUUUUUAAAUGUUCUAAUGAAUUAGUAAGAAAUAACUCAUCGAAUGUAUUAGAAGAUGGUUUUAUAAAUAUUUCCGUUUUAAUAGAAUGCUUAAAAAGGAAAAAUAUAUUAUUAAAGAAUGUUUUAGAAGAAGAUUUGAUUAAAAUAAUUUCUAGUAAUCACCAAGAUAUUGGUUAUAUAUGUAAUUUAGAACAGCAUUGGUUUAGCAUACGUAAGAUUUAUAAUACAUGGUAUGUAUUAGACAGUUUAAAAAGUGCUCCUUUAUUUAUUAAAGACAUGAAUUUAAAGUUUUAUUUUAAUGAUGUUAUUAAAAAAUAUCAUAUAUUUUCCGUUCAAAAUAUAAAUCCAUAUAUAUCUUUACCAAAGCCAGAUAUAAAUUUUGAAGCAAAAAAUCCAAAUCAAUUUUAUAUACCUACAAGUGAGAUAUCCGAAAUAUCUUUUAUAUCUGAUGGCUUUAUAUCAGAGGAUAAAUUUCAUAUGAACAGAUCAGAAAAAAAUUCUUCGUUUUCACACUUAAAUAAAAGUCAAAAAUUUAGGUGGCCAGAAAAUGGAGGAAAAAAAUUAAAUGACGAAAUAAAUGUAAUUAAUUCUAAUAACAUGGAAGAAGAUGAUGAUUUAAAAAUAGCUUUAAAAUUGUCCAUGGAAGAAUAUUUUAAGAAUUUGCCACCUCCACUUGAAGAAACUUCCGAUGAAAAUUGUAUCAAUAUUAUGGUUAAAUUGUCCAAUAAAAAAAUUCAGAAGAAAUUCAGUGUUACAAAAACUUUAGGAGAUAUCUUUUAUUGGAUAGAAUAUGAAUCCGCAAAAAAUCAAGACAUUUGUUCUUCUUUACUCUUUAGAAGUAAUUAUUAUCUUUUUCAAAUUUACCCAAGAAGAAAAUUUAGAAAGUACCAAAAUGGUUCAAUAGAAUUACAAUUGGGAGAUAAAAUAGAAAUGGUUAAUGACAAAACUUUGAAAGAUUUGAAUUUUGAAAAAGAAGAAACAUUUAUGAUAUCCUAA